This is a messenger RNA of Nezara viridula (southern green stink bug), 478 nucleotides long. NCBI's taxonomy places the organism in Eukaryota, Metazoa, Arthropoda, Insecta, Hemiptera, Pentatomidae. The record is from the annotation of a GenBank genome assembly.
GUGGCAAUGGUAUAGAUCCGUCUGCCUGGAGUUGCCCUAAAAAUACAUGCAAUGAAAAUAAAUAAUAAUAAUAAAAUGGACAAAAACUUAACUAUUAACUUUGGAAACAUUUGUAUGACAAAAUGUUCGGUAAUCUUGAUGUUGGUAUAGAAAGUAGCCUUUUUAAAAUAUAUUUCAAAUGUAAUGACAAAGCAAAGAAGAAUAUGGGUUUAAAAUUGAAUUCCAAAUACAAAAUAUAAUGAGGUGAAUUAGUAGGUAGCGAAAACAUGUAUUUUUUUUAUGAAAAAUAUAUUUAGAUAUUUCAUUAUUUUUUAAUAUGCUAUUAUAGUAUAUAUUAAGUGCAAAAUUUGAGAUGUUUAACUUUUCUAAGAAGUUAUUAUUUCAUAAAUUUAAUAAAUCUUAUGAGUAUUUAGCAGAUAUUAUGAAAUUUGGAUUAAACAGCAACCUUGUAAUUAAUAACAAGAUAAUUAAUGAUUAA